CGGCAGAAUGAUUAUCUGGUCGCGCCCUUCGAGACGAGGGCCCUUCCCGACCUCAUUAUCCUCAGGUGCAAGAGUGCAAGAGUGCCGCUGGGGGCAUCGAGCAGGUCCUCUGGGUGUCUGAUCCUCAUCAUGCUCCGCUCAACCUUCUUGGGCUUUGCCGUUCCCCAAAGACCUCCAGAUCAGAGGUAUCAACCGCCACUCAAGCGUAGGAGGCCCGAUGAUAGCGCUACACCCAGUAGCUCAACGGGGGACUUAUCUUCAGAACUGCGGGAUGUAUCUACACUUCCAUUUGCCACGGGCUUGAUUUCUGAACGGGAGCACAGUCAAAUCUAUACGGAUUGGAUCAAGGCUGGCAAACCUCACAAUUUCAUCUGCCACGAGUGUCGAAAGCCAGAUAAUCUACUUUUGUGCAAGACAUGCUGCAGGUCAUAUCAUACAUCCUGUGUACCUGCGUCUCCUGUGCCAGGGAACUUCGAGGAUUUUCAUUGUCCCUCCUGCAAAGAGAAGCACUGGGAUAUCUCCCCACCGAGAAUACUCCCAAGCGCACCACCGUCUGACAUCUCACGGAGUGUCUCCCCCAGUGUCACCGAAGCUGAUAGACGCACAGCAUCCAUGAGUCACAAUCACAGUGAGCAUGGUUCGCCCGCAGGUCGAGUAAGCACUCCUCACCUCCAAUUCUCUGCCGACGUGGGCGAUCUAUGGCCCAAUUCGACCAUACCCUUCCGUCCCAAUAUCGACCCUACGACUCGAGCAAGAGAUUUCCUAGCAGAGUACGGUGGACUCCCUUCCAGCCAAGACUACCGACCAGACUUUCUUCUUCAGUUAGGGAGGAUCAUCCAGCAGGCUGAAUCCAGCGAUCAGUCUCUGAAAGAGGCCGAAUCGCUGAGGGAAGAAAAUGCGAAGCUGAGAAGAGAAAAUUCACAGCUCAGACUAAAUUUGAGCUCGCGCUUAUCUUCACGCGAUCCUGCUCUCUCUCUUCGACGCAGUCCUUCUGCCACACGGACAUAUACUUCCUCCAACAAUUCGGUUGCUUCUCUGAUUCCUCCUGAUGUCUCUGAGCGGUCAUGGGACAGGAUCAUCUCAGAUGUGUUUUGAAAUCAAUUCUACGAGACUCGCUCGAUUUCAUCAAUCCGACAUAAGGCUGGAUACUGUUCUCUGUCUCUCAAUGCCCAUUACAGAGGGCGUGAUUCUUCUUUUCGAUGCAGUCUCCAGUUACGAUGGUCCUAGCCUACGAAGGCGCUCCAAUCACUCUUCCCCGAGCCUGCUUAUACCAGGACGAGGACAGCAGAAAGAUUCCUUCCCAAGAUCUAACAGACUGGGAGAAAAGCCG
Messenger RNA from Paecilomyces variotii, 1330 nucleotides. RefSeq names its product PHD finger protein. Lineage: Eukaryota; Fungi; Ascomycota; Eurotiomycetes; Eurotiales; Thermoascaceae. The record is from RefSeq and is a predicted model, not a curated record. The transcript has 2 exons. Bases 130 to 1095 code for a protein of 321 amino acids.